AGAGGAUGUAUGUAGGAUUGCCACGACGACAAGGCAAACUUUUUUUGUCGACUAUGCUCGAUCAUCGUAGUUCAAGUUCUCUUUGAGUAAGGGUUGUACUAAUACUAAAUGAGAAUAACGGUCAACAAGAUCAUUUUUGCGAUACCACCAAGCCGAAGAGAAAUAUAUUAGCAUUAGGGCUGCUGGAAAACUAACAGAACCGAUUGAAAUUUUGAUCAACACCUGUGCUGCCUUACUCUCAUUUAUUACGACGAAUCUUCAUGAUUGAUCGCCUAGGCCUUAGUCUUAGUGGCAUAGCUAGAAGAUAACCACAAACAUAGUCAUUUUGUUCUCGUUGUAACAGAUCGCGUUUUUCGCGUUCACUGGGGAAACGCGGUGGAGACUCCGCGCCCAUUUCGCGAGCAAAACUACAUAACUGAAUACGAAGAAACCAAACUGAAAGUUUAUCGAAAGCGCAACUACUACCGCUACCGAUAUAUUCAAAUUUUUGAGGGUCGAAAAAAACAGCUGCUCAGGAUCCAAAAAAAAAGCUUCUCAGGGUUGCCGGAAUCCCGACGCCAGGCUGCGGAUCCGACCCUGCCGAAAGCCUGAAGACCGCACUGCUUCAUCAUCGUCGUAGCUAAUAAGAGCACACGACUUCGUCUUCAACAUCUUCGUGAGUUGUAAUUUGCAACUAGCACAUUAGCCACAAGCGCAGACAUGCGUGAUGAAUGCAAGGGCUUUGAAGAUUCCAGCGCGCUGCUUCUGGUGGUGCAUCGCAAGUAGUUUGAUUGUUUGCGAUGCACCACCAGCGACAAGAGGGGCUGACCACAGCAGUUUGUGGCUCAACAUAGCUGAACUAUGUUGAGCAGCCGCAGUUUGCUGCGGUCAACCUCUUUUUUCUCUUUUGUGUUUUUGCAUCGCACGCAUGCGCUUGCCUUGGUGUUGAAGUUUUAUCCAGAGCAUUAGCGCUGUCUACCAGUAGCGUUGUUGCCUGCGCUACUAACUUGCAAGCCUUCCACCAAAGCCGCGAGGUCGGCGAGGUGCCCGAUAUCGUCCGCGGACACAGCUAGUCUCCCCUCUAGUAUCAGCGUGAUCAGUGCUUUCUCGUGGAUGACCCACUCCGCGGGCUUCGCGGCUCCGAACCAACGCGCGGCGACGACACUGGUCGGCCGGGAGCCUAGUGCGUGUUUACUUUUGCAGUUCGUUGUAGAAGAAGACGCUGGGCCGCCCUGUGGUGCUUCUUGUGUUGCUCGCCGGACCUAGUGUCGCGGGGCCAGCGGCUUCCCUUGCUGGGGAGAUGCGCCGGAUUCAUUUUCGCCCGACAAAGUCCAGGGCGGGGGGCCCGCAAAGGCUGGAGAGGUGUCGCGUUGGCUGCUAGCUUAGUUCAUCUGGUAGCGACCCAUCACCCCGGCCGAAACAAUCGCGAGCCCGAAGGAACCGACAGAAAAAAGUGCAGCGCCAUCAUGUUUGUGCGUGAUUCUGAUGAUAUAUAUACGCAUCAUCGCCGUCAUAUUUGUGCACGAAUCUGAUGAGUAUACUCGCAAGAUAGUAAGUAUAUUAAUAUACUCCGGCCGUCUGACCAGGCUCGGGCCCGAGCCUCGCCACUUUUCUUGAAUUUAUUCACUUUUUGUUGGUUUUUUUGUCGACUUCUGGCCCGGUAGUAAAAUCGCCAAAAUCGUCCACACCAUGCGGGUAAUCUUUCUACUCCCGACAUUUUCAACGAGUGCGAAUAUUACAAAAAUACUCAAAAAGUAAUUAACUUAGUGCAUUUGUUUCCAAGAUAAUAAAUAUACUCGCAAGGAGUAUUUUUUUGAUCACGAAAGCGAUCACUUUUUGCCAUGGUUUUGGUCGGUAGUAGAAAGAGAACCACCAUGGUGCUGCUGAUUUUUGCGAAUUUGCUACCGAUUCAGAAAGCCAAGAGAAAUACUUCAGAAAUUACAACAAAUGCCGAAAUUUUUGGAAAUAAUAAAGAUGUAUUAUUUUUGAAUAUUUUCCUUUAUGGCGCGCGUCGGUAGUAGAAACAUAACCCGCAUGGUGUUGGCGAUUUUGGCGAUUUUACUACCGAGCCCAAAACCACAGCCAAGGUGUGUGACCUUGGUGGUUUUUUGUUCAAAACUGUCGCGAGGCUCGUGCACGAGCCUCGCACGAGCCUCGCGAAAUAUUUCGUAAUAUUUCUGUCGAAUUUAAUUCGACCACUUUGCGAGCUCGGGCGAGAGCUUUGUCGGAUGUGAUGGAUUACUUUUCGAGUUCGGGCGAGAGCUUUGCCGGGUAUUAUUCGACUACUUUUCGAGUUCGGACGGGAGCCAAAAGGACAUACGUCGCGAAGCGGUUUGCUUACUUUUUAAGCCUCGGCGAGAGCCGGAGCAAGCAAGCCCCGGCCGAAUAGCCGGCCCAAAAGGUCGGCCCGGAAGCGCCUCUACGUCCGUGGCGACGCGGCCGGCCGAUGAAGAAAUGUAUGAGGGGGCCGGCGUGCCGCGGGGGGGUUGGGUCCCGUCCCCACCCGGGCCGCCACGCCAUCUGUCAGUCCUCCUGCUCGUCCUAAUCUUCUUGCCCAGGGCCAGAAGACCAGGGCCGCGACGAGCAAAAACUUGUGCCACGGAUGGCACUACUAGUGUAGAAGCCCCGUGGCCAUGCAACAAAAUAGAAAUAGAGCUGUGUUGUUCUUCAGCGCCUUCGUCCGCGAAGCUUUUCCGGUUUUCAGCUCGACGGCUUCGCUGUGGUCGGAAAGCUGGCGCAGCUCGAUCUUCCGGGUCAGCCGCUUCCCAGCGGCGUCGUAGUCGUACCCUCCGCGGAGGCUGGCCCGUGCCGUCCUUCCUCCACAAAAUCCCCUCCGUCUCUUCCGCAACUCCCGCAGUUUUUUUUCUUUGUUUGGGUGUGAUAUGCUGCGAAAAGGCUUCUGCAUGAUGGCGCACACUGCUGCGACUAGUACGGCUUUGUGCUACCAGCGCAAGCACUAGUAGCAGCAGUGUGCACCAUGACGAGAGCUCUUAUUUUUUGCAGAUCAUGCUAUUGCUCAGCCUGUAUCCUCUGAAAAAUCGCCCCCAAAUGCCCCCAAGUCCCGCUUUUUUUUUUAGGUUGUACUACUACUAGCUAUUCACGACGAGACGAAGCAGUGCGGUCAGGCUUUCGGCAGGGUCGGAUCCGCAGCCUGACGUCAGGACUCCGGCAACCCUGAGAGGCUUUUUUUUCCGAUCCUCAGAAGCUCUUUUUUUCGACCCUCAAAAAUUGCAAUAUUCCGGUAGCGGUAGUAGUUGCGCUUUCGAUAAAGUUGUCCAGCAGCAGGGUUAACCUCGGAGAAGCAAAGCCGGCGUGGCUUCAUCGCAGGCGACAUCGAUCCUGCUACCAUACCAAAGGUGUCGUCGACGUGAUUGAUGUACGUGGUAGGAUCACCAGCUGCAAAGAACAAUAGAAGCACGCUCGUAGGCGGAGCCGCGUGCAGAAAUUGAUCGUCUUUGAAAAAAGCAAAAAGCAACGACCAGAACUACCUCGUCUCUCACCAGGGAGCUACCUUUGGCAGAUGCAUUUUUUGUGAAAGACCCACCUAUAAAAGAUCACGACAACAGGCCGAAAGAGACAGCAGAAAGUUUAGCGCGCUGGAUAUUGUGAAUGUGAGAAUAUUUUUCGUACAUGUGGUCAUUUGGCUAGAGACGUUUUUAGAAAUUCACAGGAAUUUUCAGAAUGUCAGUAUCACGAGAAUAUUGAAAAAGUAGAGUAAGAUACGCAUAUUUCUGCUUAUAGUGACACACCGCAACUAUUUUUGUUUCUACGCUCGCACGUCAAGACAUGAUAAAUAUCGUGUUGACAACAACACCAGCAAGCAGUGAAGACUUCAUCUGGGCGGGGCUGCUUGUCUCAUCAAAGGUCAAGCAGUCUCUUCUUGGAGCCUGUCAGUGGUCUCUUCAGCACGGCCUUCUGGCGUUUCUGUCGUGAUCGACCACGAAGAUACACACUUACUCCAUUCCUUCAUUCCUGUGAAAGGCAUUUCCCGUGCGUGAAAACAAGCGGACGGGCAUCUUGAAGAUGAUAAAAAAGAUCCCCGUGGACAAAAAUAUCGUGAAAUAAGCCAGCCACCAAAAUGUCGCAGUGCUCUUUCAUCC
Messenger RNA from Amoebophrya sp. A120, 4079 nucleotides. The record is from the annotation of a GenBank genome assembly. Lineage: Eukaryota; Dinophyceae; Syndiniales; Amoebophryaceae.